UCCACCCCCUCUUUUUUUUUUUCCCUCUUUUUUCCUUUUCUCCUCCGACACCACCAAACCCGCAGCCGGAGCUGCCCUCAAGCCGCUUCCAUCUCUGCUCCUCAGCUCCAGCCGAGGAUGGAGCCUCCUGCCCGCGGCCCUCGUCCUCUCUCCUGGCCGCUGACCUGCCUGCUGCUGCUCUCCCUGCCCAGCUGGCCAGGUGUGGGUGCCCAGAGUGGGACUUCCAGGGUGCAGCAGCCCCAGGAGCAGCUCUUGGCGAUGGCAGGGCAGACAAUCACCCUGAGCUGCACCAUCUCUGGAGUGGGUCCCCCUGGCCCUGUGGAGUGGCUGAAGGGCUGGGGCAGUGAGAACAAGACCAUUUAUGUUCAGACCAGCUCCAGCCCCCGUGUGACCAGGGUGGAGGGUGGAUCCAACGAGGACUUCAGCAUCCAGAUCAGGGAUGUUCAGCCCGAGGACGCUGGCACCUACUACUGUGUGAAGUUCACGAGAAGUGGGCGCCCAGGUGCUGCUCCGCAGGUGUUCCAGCACGGGCAGGGCACAGUGGUGUCUGUGCAGGCCAGACCCAGGCAGCCAGUCGUGUCCGGGCCCGGGCGCAGGGCAGGCACAGGGGCAUCAGUGUCCUUCACCUGUGAGACUGGAGGCUUCUUCCCCAAAGACAUCAGCGUGAGGUGGCUCAAGAACAAGGCUCCCAUCUCGGCUCAGCAGCCCCGGGUCAGGCCUGGGCACAGCAACUCCUCCUACACCAUGUCCAGCACAGUGACCUUGGCGCUGGAGCCGCAGGACGUCCGCUCCCAGCUGGCCUGUGAGGUGCAGCACCCAACGCUGCCAGCCCCCCUGAGGGGCACCUACCAGCUGAGGGAAGCCCUGCGAGUGGCCCCCAGCGUUCGCCUGCUGCCCAAGGCCAGCUCCGUGGAGCUCAACAAGACCUGGACCCUCUCCUGCCGCGUGGAAGGCUUCUACCCGCGGGACCUGGCCCUGAGCUGGCUGGAGGGCGGCAGGGAGCUGCCGCUGCAGAACACCUCCCGGCCGGUGGAGACUCCGCAGGGCUUGUUCCAGCUGAGCAGCCUGGUGGAGGUGCAGGCCACGGAGGACAGGAAUGGGUCAGCCUUCACCUGCCGGGUGGUGCACGACGGCCAGGACCCCAUCAGCAGCACAGUCACCCUCUGGGUCGCUGUGCCAGCCAAGGAGGGGCUGGGUGAGCGCAGCCCAGCAGAGAAUGGCAAUUUGCUCAUCAUCUACAGCGUGGUGGGGGUGGUCUGCACGGUGCUGGCCCUGCUGGUGGCUGCCGUCCUCUACCUCAUCCGCACGAAGCAGAGCAAGGGUAAAAGCUCCCCAUCUGCCAGGUUACACGAGCCGGAGAAGAGCAGCGAGGCCACUACCCAGGAAUCCGACCCCAACAACCUGACCUACGCAGACCUGAACUUCGAGAAGGAGAGGAAGAGCAUCCGGCGGAUGGUGGAGCUGAGCCAGCAGUCGGAGUACGCCUCCAUCCAGGGCAGCCCGGCCCCCGGCGCCGACGACAACCUCACCUACGCCGACCUGGACAUGGUGCACCUCAACAAGGCGCCCAAGCGCCCGGCCCCGCGCCCCGAGGAGGCCAGCUCCGAGUACGCCAGCGUCCAGAUCCCCAGGAAGUGAGGGGGCUGCAGGGACCACGGCCCCCGCCCUCGCCACGCCCCUGCUCCUCCCCGGGAGGAUCCUCUCGGAAGCGCAGAGAGGGAUGUGAGGAUGAGCUGUGGUGACCGCGGGUUUUGGAUGGAGAUGGAGCCCUCAGAGCUGUGAGGGUCGAUUCCAUCCUCAGAGACCUGCUCUGGGGGUCAGUUUGGUCCUGGGGGCUGCCAGCUCCGUCCCUCUGGGAUCCCCCCCUCGUGGCAUGGAGGUCGUUCAGCCUCUGCGUGCCGGGGCCGCUGGGUCAGCCAGCGCUGCAGCAGCUCCUCCGGGAGCUCCAGCUGGGCUGAGGGGACAAGGACAGUGCCUCCACGCCGGCCCCCACCGGGAUGCUGCUGCCUGGACGUGCCCACACGGCUCCCUGCAGCUGCCCCCACCCCACAGGGACCAGCCAGGGUCCCCACGCUGCCUUCUGGGGCUCUUUGCCGCCUGGAAAAUGAACUCUGGGUUUAAAGGCAGGACAGAGGUGUCUGCCUCUCCUUCCCAAGUGUCCCUUCUGCAGCACCCCAGCCUCACACCAAGGCCAAGGAGGCUGGGGAGGAGCUUGGGGAGGCUGGAAAGCUUUCUGAGGCUGGGAAGUUGGUUGAGUCUGGGGAAGCUGGUGAAGGUGAGAGGAGCUUG
This is a messenger RNA of Dryobates pubescens (Downy woodpecker), 2289 nucleotides long. Its product is annotated as tyrosine-protein phosphatase non-receptor type substrate 1-like. The record is from RefSeq and is a predicted model, not a curated record. Gene Ontology annotation, cellular component: plasma membrane. The coding region runs from base 118 to 1638 and encodes 506 amino acids. NCBI's taxonomy places the organism in Eukaryota, Metazoa, Chordata, Aves, Piciformes, Picidae. The transcript has 9 exons.